AAGUAGCAGUUUGGUCAAUCCCCCCUCUCCCAUCAUGGAGUCUGUGGUGAGGGUGAAGAAGUCGCUGAGGAGGCCCAUCAGGAAGCUGACCAGCUGUGUGUCAGGGGUGAAGGAGAGGCAGUUGUGUGCCAAACCCAGGAACAAGAGAGGCAGAGGUGGGGGAGGAAGAGGAAGAGGAAGAGGAGGAUGCAACAGGCUGGGGAGGACCCCUCCUCUCCGAACUGCCCACCCCAAAGACCCGUCAGUCAUCUGCUCAUACCAGGCAGACCUGGAGAAGGAGAGGCAACUGCGGGAAGCGAUGAACGCUCAGAAGAACGCAGAGAGAGCAACUAUGAGAGCUCACUUCAGGAGAAAAUAUCAGCUGUCUGAGAGCUCCAAGGACACAAACCACCUGAGGUCUGCUGGAGGGAAAGUGUCGCUCCCCCAUGAGCUGUCGAGGAUCAUUCAUCGUGAAACCAAAACCAAGGACAAUGGCUUCAACCUGCUGAGUGCCUUCCAAGGCCUCAGCUUCGGCCCAGCGGCACUCACAGGGAGGAAACACAGCAAGACGUCCACUUAUACACCAGCGAGGGGGGACUCUUGUAAAGUCAUGUGA
This is a messenger RNA of Morone saxatilis (striped sea-bass), 595 nucleotides long. RefSeq names its product complexin-3-like. Gene Ontology annotation, biological process: synaptic vesicle exocytosis; neurotransmitter transport; regulation of neurotransmitter secretion. The record is from RefSeq and is a predicted model, not a curated record. The transcript has 3 exons. Bases 35 to 595 code for a protein of 186 amino acids. Gene Ontology annotation, molecular function: syntaxin binding. Gene Ontology annotation, cellular component: terminal bouton; SNARE complex. NCBI's taxonomy places the organism in Eukaryota, Metazoa, Chordata, Actinopteri, Moronidae.